AUGCUGAAGAUGGAUCUGACAGGGUCUAUGAGCAUGUCUCCAAAUGGGAAUGUCGUGUUGAGGCCUCGAGUGGGCGAGGCGCCGGACAGCUCGCCCUGGGUGGUGGACGAGGAGCAAAAAGGUGGCAAUGGACGGCAAUCAAGGAUGGACUGCUGUUGUCCCAUAGCUGCCAAAGUUCACAAUCGCUGGGCCGGCAUGUUUCUUCCCACUUCUGCGGUGCAGACGGUCGCCGUACCGGUCUCAUGA
Molecule: messenger RNA, 246 nt
Organism: Symbiodinium sp. CCMP2456
Lineage: Eukaryota; Dinophyceae; Suessiales; Symbiodiniaceae
Source: the annotation of a GenBank genome assembly